Molecule: messenger RNA, 918 nt
Organism: Monodelphis domestica (gray short-tailed opossum)
Lineage: Eukaryota; Metazoa; Chordata; Mammalia; Didelphimorphia; Didelphidae
Gene: TAS2R60
Product: taste 2 receptor member 60
Biological process (GO): G protein-coupled receptor signaling pathway; sensory perception of taste
Cellular component (GO): membrane
Molecular function (GO): G protein-coupled receptor activity; bitter taste receptor activity
Source: RefSeq, marked provisional
AUGUUCAGAGGAGACAUAAAGCUUGAAAAUGGCGUGAUUACCUUAAUUGCCUUUUUUUUCUUCCUGUGUCUGAUACUGAUUGUGGAGAAUGGCUAUAUCCUUGUAGUGCUGGGCAGGGAAUGGGCACAGUGUGGGACACUGACUCCAGUUAAUAAGAUCUUGACCUGCUUGAGUGCCUCUCGCUUCCUCUUGCAGUGGGGGGUAUGUGGAAAAAACCUGUAUGUAUUGCUCUAUCCGAUGGUCUUCCCAUACAACCCUGUACAUCAGUACUUAUCCUUCCAUUGGGAUUUCUUGAACUCUGUCUCUCUAUGGUCCUCUGCUUUGCUCGGUGUCUUCUACUGUGUGAAAAUCACCACCUUCACUGACCCUGUUGUCCUCUGGCUGAAAUGGAGGAUCUCUAGGUUUGUGACCUGGCUACUAUUUGGCUCCUUUGGCAUCAGCUUGUUUACUGCCUUCCUGUUCUUCAUAGGUAACUAUUAUAUCUAUUAUAUCUACUCAGUGAGGAGUCUUCUAUCUGAGAAUUCUACUAUGGAAAAUUUGAGAAGACAAUUGGAAACAUAUUACUUUUUCCCUCUGAAAGUAAUUUCUUCAUCAAUUCCAGCAGCUAUCUUCUUCAUCUCUAUGGUUUUCCUUAUCACUUCCCUGGAAAGGCACAAAAAGAAGAUGCUACAUAGUGAUUCUGGCCUCUGGGACUUCAGGUUCCAGGCUCACACCAAGGCUCUUAAGACCCUCAUCUCCUUCUUCAUUCUCUUUGCCUCCUAUUUUUUUGCAAUAAUGGUAAAUGCUUCAAACAUCUUGCCCUCUUUGAAGUCAUGGUACUGGGGAUGGCAGGCUUUGAUUUACCUUUGCAUAGCAAUCCACUCCAUGCUUCUGAUCCUGAAUAACCCUAGGUUACUAUGUUGGAGAAGAGCUGCUUGA